AUGCUUGUACACAUGGCUGACGAAUUGCAAAACACUUCCCAAUUCUUCGCCGUUUUACAAUUCCUCCGGGCCCGUUGGAUGCUCAGAUCCCUCGUCCAGGGCCUUACCUGUUUCACAGCGUCGGCAUGCAGAAUCAAUUUCCACAUUACGGGCGACCAGCAGUUCUUCCAUACCAAGUUCCUAUGCCACGUGCGUCACCCUCGACAAGCUCAGUCCCGAACAGCGAAAGCGAAAGCACAACGAACGAAGAAAAUCCACAGCCAGGAGCUACGAACAGGAACCGUAGCUCUAACUGAACAGACGCGGAGACAAGGUAUUUACUUGAAUUGUGGAGGGACUAUUUCCCAAUCAGCCAGAAAAGAAACAGCACUGUGUGGGACGCCAUCGUAA
Molecule: messenger RNA, 390 nt
Organism: Pocillopora meandrina
Lineage: Eukaryota; Metazoa; Cnidaria; Anthozoa; Scleractinia; Pocilloporidae
Source: the annotation of a GenBank genome assembly